GCAUCAACAAGUAUUGUGGUGAAAAGUGAUAUCAUCUUUUAACAAGGAAGUUGCUGGAAAUUUUCGACCCUGGAUGAAUAGCGUUCAAGAGAAUUAGUUUCAUUUCCUUUACUUUCGUUUUGAUUGUCUCUGCGGCUGUAUAAAUGCCGAUGUUGGAAAUUUGAGGCAUUCAGUUUGUCAUAUGGUCCAAGCCCGAAGAGUAAACGAUUCUCGAGAUAGACUGAAAAGAGAGAAUUUUGGAAACUUCUGAGCCAAGCUGUAUUGAAGAGGACAAAGAUCAUCUGCAUUUCGGUUCUACAGUAACUCUCGAAGAAGAAUAUGUGCAGAUCUGGCAUGAUGCUGACUGGCAUUGUUGCUAUUCUUGUAAUCGGAUGCACGGUUGCUUAUCCUACUACUGAUGUUGACGAAACUGGGAAUGAUUUUGUGAACUGUAUGGCAAGAUGUCUCGGGAAAUCCGUCGCAGACAUUGAGAAAUGGAUGGCAGAAUGCGGAAGGGACCCGAAAUGCUGGGGCAAAAAAGUUGGAUUCGCCGCCCUAAAAUGCGUUCCAAAAUGUGUGUCGUUUGAAGUAGAAUUUAUGGAACUUGAAGAAUCUACGGAACGCCAAGAACAACACGGGCUAGACGACGCACUCGCAGUUGCACCGUUUGUGAAAUGCAUGGCCAGUUGUCUCGGGAAAUCUGUCGCUGAUAUAGAGAAGUGGGUCAAGCAAUGCGGAAAGAGUGCAAAAUGUUGGGCAAAGAAAGUCGGUCUCAAGGCAUUAAAAUGUGUCCCAAAAUGCCUGAAAUUAGAUGAGGUCUUCCCCGCUGUAGAACAUACAAAUGACCAAGGACACGACCUGGAUACAGUGGACGCCACGCCAUUCGCGUUAGAUGACGCAUUCACAGUUGCACCGUUUGUGAAAUGUAUGGCCAGUUGUCUCGGGAAAUCCGUCGCUGAUAUAGAGAAGUGGGUCAAGCAAUGCGGAAAGAAUGCAAAAUGUUGGGCAAAGAAAGUCGGUCUCAAAGCAUUGAAAUGUGUCCCCAAAUGUCUGAAAUUUGAUGAGAUUUCCCAUCCUGAAGCAACGGAAUUAGAAAUAUCAUACGCCGAUUUGGCGCCAGUCGUAGACGUCCCUUCAAACGAUCGUUUCGCCAAUUGCAUGGCCAAAUGUAUGGGAAAGAGUAUCGAUGACAUCGAGAAAUGGAUCUCUGAGUGUGGUACUGAUGUUAACUGUUGGUUGAAAAAGGCUGGAUUCGCAGCGUUGAAAUGCGUACCGAAAUGCAUCACCGUCCAAGUAACGUUGAUUCAAACCGACCUAAUGUUUGUGACGUCAGAAGAUAUUAAAUCAAAUGGCUUUGGACAAUGUAUGGCUGAUUGCGCUUCGAAAAGUCUUGAACAGAUUCAGAAGUGGAUCGUUGAAUGCAACAUCAAUUGGUCGUGCUGGAUUCAGAAAAUUGGAUUCGCCGCGGCGGAAUGUCUUACAAAAUGUGGACUCGGUGACAAAAACAUCAAUCCUCAACAAAUCACUAGAAUUCAAGAAUCUGCCAAGGACAGUGCAAUCGCGCCAUUUGUUACGUCACCGAACAACAGGUUCGCAGAUUGUCUGGCUAAAUGUGUCGGCAAGUCCGUGGCCGAAAUCGAACGCUGGAUUGCAGAGUGUGGCACAGAUGUCAACUGCUGGUUGAAAAAGCUCGGGUUUUCUGCUUUGAAAUGUGUACCUCGAUGCAUCAAGAUGGAGAUAUCAUCAGUCCAGGUUGAACUCGAAAUAGCGAGCACAACUAGCGAAGAGGAUCAACGGGCUCUAUUGGGAAUCAAAAAAGUCGGCUCGAGCAGAUUCGAGAAAUGCAUGGCGCAGUGUCUGGGGACAUCUAUCGGUGAAAUAGAACAGUGGGUGUCGGAAUGUGGCUCUAACGUAUCGUGCUGGUUGAAGAAGGUUGGAUUUGCUGCGUUGAAAUGCGUUCCAAAAUGCAUCCAAACCUCUGAUGAACAGUACACUGUUAAGACUGAUAUACUUCCUAAUCUUUGGUAUGGAGAAAAAAAGGAUAAUCAUAUUAUGUUUUAA
This is a messenger RNA of Owenia fusiformis, 2040 nucleotides long. The record is from the annotation of a GenBank genome assembly. NCBI's taxonomy places the organism in Eukaryota, Metazoa, Annelida, Polychaeta, Sabellida, Oweniidae.